AUGUCCGUCAGCGGCGUGGGGUCCAUCCCGGUGGCGCUUACUUAUGAUGACGUCCUGCUCGUUCCACAAAAAAGUCCUGUGCGUUCCCGCAAAGAUGUGAGCACCACAACCCGCCUUUCGCGCAAUAUAAAGCUGCAUAUACCCAUUGUGGCAAGCAACAUGGACACGGUGUGUGAGCACCAGACGGCGAUCGCAAUGGCACGUGAGGGAGGCAUUGGCAUACUGCAUCGCUUUUGCAGCAUUCGGGAGCAGUGCGAGAUGCUGUCAAAGGUGAAGCGUGCACAGUCCUUCCUGAUUGAGAAUCCUCGCAUGAUCAUGGCGCAUCAAACGCAGGAGGAGGCUCUCCAGGGUCUGCAGUGGAAGGGGCGGAAAGGCGGUGUCAGUUGUCUCAUGGUCGUCGAGGACUUCUCCACAAGAAAACUGCUCGGUAUCGUUUCAAAGAAUGACUUGCACUUUGCGGAUGCGAAUGAGCCGGUUUCGAAGCUUAUGACCCCGCUUGAGCGGCUGGUGGUGUCAACAAACACGGCCAUCACGUUGGAGGAAGCGCGGGAAAUGAUGCGGGAACACCGCACAUUCAAUAUUCCGAUUCUUGGAAAGGACAAUGCGCUUAUUUACCUGGUAACCCUCUCCGAUGUUUUGAAACUCACGGGGAAAAAGUACGCCUCGCUCGAUGCCCGCGGCCGUCUUCUCGUCGGUGCAGCCGUAGGUGUAAAGAAGGAAGAUAUUACGCGCGCCGCAAAGCUGGUGGAAGCUGGCGCGGACGUGCUCGUGGUGGACAUUGCCCAUGGCCACAGCAGCAUAUGCAUCGACAUGAUAAAAAAACUCAAGACGGAUCCUAGGACAAAUAAAGUUGACAUCGUGGCGGGAAAUAUUGCGACAGGCGAGGCGGCGGCGGAGCUCAUACUUGCUGGGGCCGAUGGUUUGAAGAUUGGUGUGGGACCUGGCAGUAUUUGCACCACCCGUCUUGUCGCGGGCUCCGGUGUGCCGCAGCUCAGUGCCGUGAUGGAAUGCACGCGUGUGGCACGUAAACACGGCGUUCCAUGCAUUGCGGACGGUGGGAUAAAGAUGGCGGGUGAUAUCUGCAAAGCCAUCGCCGCGGGGGCCGACACCGUCAUGGUUGGGAAUAUUCUUGCCGGCACAGAAGAAGCCCCUGGCCGCGUGCUGGUGAAGGAUGGAAAAAAAGUAAAAGUCAUCCGCGGCAUGGCGGGGUUUGGUGCCAAUCUCAGCAAGGCAGAGCGCGAGCAAUCGCUGGAUGAGGAUGUCUUUGCCGAGAUGGUGCCAGAAGGGGUGGAGGGCAGUGUGCCCUGCAAGGGUCCGCUGGCCCCCAUCGUGCGGCAGCUCGUUGGUGGUCUCCGAUCGGGCAUGUCGUACUGUGGCGCAACGUGCAUCAAGGAGAUGCAACAGAAUGCCCGCUUUGUUCGCAUGACCGGAUCCGGUCUGCGGGAGAGUGGCAGUCACAGCAUAUCAAAGCUGUGA
Trypanosoma cruzi is the source of this 1476-nucleotide messenger RNA. Its product is annotated as inosine-5'-monophosphate dehydrogenase, putative. Gene Ontology annotation, molecular function: IMP dehydrogenase activity; GMP reductase activity. Bases 1 to 1476 code for a protein of 491 amino acids. NCBI's taxonomy places the organism in Eukaryota, Euglenozoa, Kinetoplastea, Trypanosomatida, Trypanosomatidae. Gene Ontology annotation, biological process: GTP biosynthetic process. The record is from RefSeq and is a predicted model, not a curated record. Gene Ontology annotation, cellular component: GMP reductase complex; cytoplasm. The transcript has a single exon.